Thamnophis sirtalis is the source of this 1932-nucleotide messenger RNA. The record is from RefSeq and is a predicted model, not a curated record. Lineage: Eukaryota; Metazoa; Chordata; Lepidosauria; Squamata; Natricidae.
AAGGUCCUCAACAACAAGUUUGCCAACUUGAUUGAUAAGGUUCGCUUCCUAGAACAGCAGAACAAGAUGCUGGAAACCAAAUGGAGCCUCUUGCAGAAUCAGAAGACUACACGGAGCAACAUGGACAGUAUGUUUGAGGCCUACAUCAACAACCUACGCCGGCAGCUGGAAAACUUGGGUCAGGAGAGGGCAAGACUGGGUGCUGAGUUGGGAAACAUGCAAGGCCUGGUGGAAGAAUUCAAGAGCAAAUAUGAAGAUGAAAUCAACCAUCGUACUGAAAAGGAGAAUGAGUUUGUCCUCCUGAAGAAGGAUGUGGAUGAGGCUUACAUGAACAAGGUUGAAUUGGAAUCCCGCCUGGAAUGUCUGACGGACGAGAUCAACUUCCUGAGGCACCUUUAUGAUGAGGAGCUGCGUGUCCUGCAGUCUCAAAUCAGCGACACCUCUGUGGUGGUGUCCAUGGACAACAACCGCAGCCUGGACUUGGAAGGCAUCAUUGCUGAAGUCAGGGCUCAGUAUGAAGAAGUUGCUAACAGGAGCCGGGCUGAGGCAGAAAGGACAUACCAGAUCAAGCGUGCAAGCUUGGAAGCGGCAAUCACUGAAGCAGAGGAGCGUGGGGAGCUGGCCGUGAAGGAUGCCAACAACAAGCUGGCCGAAUUGGAUGGUGCCUUGCAGCGAGCCAAACAAGACAUGGCUCGUCAGCUGCGGGAUUAUCAGGAGCUGCUGAACACCAAGCUGGCCCUGGAUAUAGAGAUUGCCACCUACAGGAAGCUGCUGGAAGGAGAGGAGUUCAGACUGGAAUCUGGAAUGCAGAAUCUCAGCAUUCAGACCAAGACAACUGGUUAUUCAGGUGGCCUGAGCAGCAGCUACGGCAAUUACGGAGGUGGCUACGGCUCUUCCUACUCAAGUGGUGGAUAUUCCAUAAAUACAUUGCCCAUGGAGAGUUCAGCUGUCAGCACCAAGACCAAGGCUAUUGUCAUCAAGAAGAUCGAGACCCGCGAUGGAAAGCUGGUGUCUGAAUCCUCCGAUGUGCUGUCAAACUAGCUCUGUGGGGGUCUUGAGCAAUGGAACCACUCACGGUUUUAAAAGUGCCUGAAUCCAAUAAGCCUUACCUAAUUUAGCUAAGAAGAUGAGCCACAGGUUAGAAGAGAGGGAAGAAAUGCCUUUGUUCUCUUGCCGAACUUUGUUUUUUUUUCUCUAGAAGGAAGAAUUUAUGUUUGUCAGAUACUGGUGGACUACAGCUCCCAUCAGCCCUUUCCUGGCCAUGCUGGAGGAGGCUGGUGGGACUUGGGAGUCCAGCUGCAACUGGGAAGUCCACAGCUGCUUUUAGAAAACCACAAACCAUUGCCACUGACUUGCAUGAGAUGUGAUCAGGGAGGAAAAAGACACUUGCUCUCCCCCAAGGGAUCUCAUGGUUUUGACACUUUCCCAUCAGUAGAGGGGCAGCUGUUGAAAAGAAGGCAGGAAACCGGCUUUCCCAAGCUAGGAUCAGCAAGUAUUAACUCUUUUUUAGACCACUAUAUGUAGAGAUGGACACCUCAAGAAUUGGUUUGUAGUUUUCACAUCAUUUAAAAGCUGCCCUGUUGUAUUAUUCACCCCUCUUGCUGUUUUGCAUAGUGUUUAGGUCAAAUUUUCAAUCAAAACAAAGGCUUGGAAACAUUUUAUUUUGAAGGAUGGGGAUUUGGAAAAAUCCACCCAAGUCUUAACACUGGAGACAGCAAUUCUCACACUAGCUAUCUAAAGAAGAUGGGAGCUUUGCAGUGCACCCGAUUGGGAUGCUAGGAAGAGGAGGGUAAAGUGGGAGCCGAGUUGGGCAGAAGCACAAAGCAAGCUAGUUCCAUGAAGAUUUUUUUUAAGAACUUCACAUUGUUUUCAUUUUAUUUGAAAUAAAAAGGUUUUCUUCCAAUCUUUGAUAUUAAAUGACUUAACUUUUCA